Messenger RNA from Zasmidium cellare ATCC 36951, 921 nucleotides. RefSeq lists its product as uncharacterized. The record is from RefSeq and is a predicted model, not a curated record. The transcript has 3 exons. Lineage: Eukaryota; Fungi; Ascomycota; Dothideomycetes; Mycosphaerellales; Mycosphaerellaceae. Bases 1 to 921 code for a protein of 306 amino acids.
AUGCCUCCCAAGCUUCCACGGACGAGAUACGGUAGGCGCAACGACCAAAUUGUCUCUCAAACUUCCACAAGCGAGUAUGGAUGUGCCUCCCAACUUUCCCUAUCGUGGAAGGCGAGGGGUGCUUUGAAGGGUAGCCUUAGCGAACAGAUUUGCCUUCUAAGAAGAUGGGUGCGAAUUUGUCCCCAAGCUUCCGUAGUACGAGACGUAGAAGAUGGUGCUUCGAAGCGCACUUAUCGGGUAGAUUUGCCUCCUAACUUUCCCAGCGUGAAAGACGAUCGGUGCUUCGUUCAAACUGACACAUGCAAGCCGUGGUGCGUGAAAGCAGAUGGGUGCUUCUUUCAAGCGAGUCGAAGCAAACUUGCCUCCGUGAAAGAAGAUGCUUCAGAUUUGCCUCCUGAACUCCAGAAGGUUAGCCUAUUUGCCUUCCAAGAAGAUCUUGUAUCUAUGAAAGAGACGAUGUGUGAAAGUGCUCUUUUCUCCAAACGUGAAUUCAGCUGGCAGCCUCGCAGCGUUGCCGACGGCCUUACUCCCCAAACCACCAUCCAAACACAUCCGUUAAACACCUCCCCUAUGCUUCACGCAGGUCUCCCAUUGCACACGAACAGGUCUCCUACACAGCCCCUGCAGUCCUGCUAUGUAUGUGUGAACCCUGCUCCAAGCUGGGCAGAAGGCCUCACCCCUGCAACCACUACACCUACGCAUCGUAUGGCCUCGGAUGAGAUAAUCACUAAGUCGCAUAGUUCAGACGAACAUAUCUAUCUCCCAAAGUUCCCUGUCCGAGAGAUUUUCGCUGCAUGUAUAAAUCCUGCUCCAACCUGGGUGGCAGGCUUCACCCCUGCAACUACCACACCUACGCAUCGUAUGGCCUCGGAUGAGAUAUUACUAAAUUGCAUGCCUCAGACGAACACAUUCGUCUCCUAA